AUGGAUUCGAGCCCAACUUCUCUGCUCUUAUUCCCUUCACAUGAACUCAUGAAUACUCACGGAAAAGAUUCGUACGCUGCAAGCAGUCUCAUCUUCGACUCUUCGUACCUACGCAAUCAAUCUUCCAUUCCUCGCCAGUUCAUCUGGCCACAUAGAGAGAGUUCGAGCAAGGUGAAUGAGCUUGAAGCACCCGUCAUCGAUCUUAAGGGAUUCUUCCAUGAUGACGAAGCAUCGACAAAGGUAGCUGCCGAACUCGUCUGUUCUGCUUGUACUGAGCACGGCUUCUUCCAAAUCACCAACCAUGGCGUCGACUCGUCUCUCAUUGACAAAGCCUUGAGUUGCAUUGACGAGUUUUUUAAUCUCCCACUGCAGUACAAGCUGAAGGCACGCAGAAAGCCUCAAAGCAUGUGGGGCUACGCCGGUGCCCACACCGACCGCUUCACUACAAAGCUCCCAUGGAAGGAGACUCUCUCCUUCGGCUACGAUAGCGCUGACUCACACUCCUCCAUUAUCCUUGACUACUUCACAUCCAACCUGGGGAAUAGUUACAAGAGAAUGGGAAUGGUGUAUCAGAGAUACAGCGAAGCGAUUACAAAGCUCUCUCUUUCGGUCAUGGAGCUUCUAGCGAUAAGCUUGGGGGUGGAUCGAUCCCACUAUCGUGAGUUCUUCGCAGACAGCAGCUCAAUAAUAAGGUGCAAUUACUAUCCGCCAUGCCAGGAGCCAGAGCUCACGUUUGGUACAGGGCCGCAUUGCGACCCGACCUCGCUCACAAUCCUUUUGCAGCAGGAAGGUGUCGAAGGGCUGGAAGUUUUUUCCGGCGGAGAGUGGCGAGUGGUGCGGCCUGUGGCAGGCGCUCUGGUCGUUAACAUCGGCGACACAUUCAUGGCACUAUCUAAUGGUAGGUACAAGAGCUGCUUACACCGGGCAGUGGUGAACAACAAGCAGGAACGAUUGUCGCUUGCCUUCUUCCUGUGUCCUAAAGAAGACAGAGUGGUAAUCCCCCCAACGUGCAUUGUGGAUGAGGAGAAUCCGCGGAAGUACCCUGACUUUACAUGGGCUGAGCUAUUCGACUACACACAGACUCAUAGAGCUGACAUGCGAACACUACAAAACUUCUUCCACUGGCUGCUUUCCUCCCCUGGCCCGUUUUAG
Molecule: messenger RNA, 1152 nt
Organism: Dendrobium catenatum
Lineage: Eukaryota; Viridiplantae; Streptophyta; Magnoliopsida; Asparagales; Orchidaceae
Product: gibberellin 20 oxidase 1-D-like
Exons: 3
Coding region: 1-1152 (383 amino acids)
Biological process (GO): response to light stimulus; flower development; unidimensional cell growth
Molecular function (GO): gibberellin 20-oxidase activity
Source: RefSeq, a predicted model, not a curated record